Molecule: messenger RNA, 345 nt
Organism: Blumeria graminis f. sp. triticale
Lineage: Eukaryota; Fungi; Ascomycota; Leotiomycetes; Helotiales; Erysiphaceae
Source: the annotation of a GenBank genome assembly
AUGGCACCCAACUUCUGCUCCGACUGUGGAAACAUUCUCUCCCUCUCCGUCGAGCCAGAAAUCCUUUGUCGGUGCUGUGGUGCUAGAAACUCCAAUACAAAUUGCUUUGCGACCACGCUCACCACCACUCAAAAUUUUCCAUCCCGACUUCGAGAAAUACUCACAUCACAGACUCAGGAGCUUACGGCGAAAGACUUUGAAAGCACGCGCAUUAUUGAACGAGAGUGUCCAGAGUGCCAGGCUAAGGUAAUGACGUGGUCUGAGGCGCAGCUUCGUAGUGCAGAUGAAGGGAGUACCAUCUUCUAUCGCUGUGUGUGUGGAUACAGAAGUAAAGAAGAUAAUUAA